AUGGCUGACGGGGCCAGAAAUGAUUCUGAGCUGGUGUCAACCGCUUGUGUUAUUGGCGGCGGUAUCAUUUUGGGAGCUCAUAUCUUCAAGGAAUUGGCUGAAGUAUUUAACGAAGCUAACAACGAGUCGAGACCAUUGGUUAACAAGUAUGAAGACGGACAAUCUUCCAAUGCGAUUGCUUCCACACUUACUACAGAUGGACAAUCAUCCAACGGGAUCGGUACCACUGUCAGUUCCAUUUCUAGUUCUACCUUCGGAGUCUGUUCGAAAGUAUUAAAAUGGACAGCUGAAUCUGUAGGAUCAGCUUGGAAAUGGAGUGUGGACAAAGUUACAUCUAAUAUUGGAGAUGAACAAUCCUCCAAUGAGACCAGUUCCACUGUCAGCUCCACUACCACUUCUACUUUGGGAGCCUGUUCGAAAGCACUUAAAUGGGGUGUGGAAUCUGUAGGAUCAGCUUGGAAAUGGACUGUGGACAAAGUAACAUCUCCUACUGAAGAUGGACAAUCCUCCAAUGAGAUCAGUUCCACUGUCAGCUCCACUACCACUUCUACUUUGGGAGCCUGUUCGAAAGCACUUAAAUGGGGUGUGGAAUCUGUAGGAUCAGCUUGGAAAUGGACUGUGGGCAAAGUAACAUCUACUACUGGAGAUGAACAAUCCUCAAACGAGAUCGGUACCACUGUCAGUUCCAUUUCUAGUUCCACCUUCGGAGUCUGUUCGAAAGCACUAAAAUGGACAGCUGAAUCUGUAGGAUCAGCUUGGAAAUGGAGUGUGGACAAAGUUACAUCUAAUAUUGGAGAUGAACAAUCCUCCAAUGAGACCAGUUCCACUGUCAGCUCCACUACCACUUCUACUUUGGGAGCCUGUUCGAAAGCACUUAAAUGGGGUGUGGAAUCUGUAGGAUCAGCUUGGAAAUGGAGUGUGGACAAAGUAACAUCUCCUACUGAAGAUGGACAAUCCUCCAAUGGGGGCAGUUCCACUGCCAGUUCAAUUUCUAAUUUCACUUUGGGAGCAUGUUCGAAAGCUCUGAAAUGGACAGAGGGAUCGGUAGGAGCAGCCUGGCAAUGGACGACUGGAAAGAUUUCAUCUCAAAGCAGUGAGUCCACACCAGCAGCAGAUGCCACAUCGAAUCAUUGUCGCAUGAUCAAUGAUGCGGCUGGAUUAGCCAUCCCUCUUACAGACAGCCACUUUUAG
Drosophila sulfurigaster albostrigata is the source of this 1191-nucleotide messenger RNA. RefSeq lists its product as uncharacterized. NCBI's taxonomy places the organism in Eukaryota, Metazoa, Arthropoda, Insecta, Diptera, Drosophilidae. The coding region runs from base 1 to 1191 and encodes 396 amino acids. The transcript has 3 exons. The record is from RefSeq and is a predicted model, not a curated record.